AUGGAUCUUUCUAUACUGUACCCUGCAGAUGUUAUUGGCGUAUUACAAGAUGUUUUGAAGACCCAAACUGGAAGUGGUGGUAGGAAAUCUUGUGUCAAUGUAUCCAUACGUGAUGUCGAAGGCAACGUCAUUGAGCUGGUGUUAUGGGAAGAUUACGGCAAACAGUUCAUCAACUACACUACCCCUAACAACUUUGCUGGUCCUACUAUAAUUGUAUUGACACAUGCAUGGUGCAAGCCAAACACAGUGUCGGGAUUACUGUGUCUUUCCAACGCAUGGAGCGGGUCUAAACUUCACAUCAACAUGGAACAUCCACAAGUAGAAGAAUUCAAAGCUAGUUUUGGUGCCAACUUACCUGCCCCAUCCCAAUCAUUGACUGCUGAUUCAUCUGUUCAAUCUGCUAACAAUUUCUGGACGAAAUUGUCCGAGGUGAAGAGUAUUCGUGCGGUAUCUGAAUUCGGAAGGGACUGUUUUGCAACAACCAUAGGGACUACCACUGGAUUUAAUCCCUCCAGGUUUGGAUGGUAUUUUGAAUCUUCUGGAAAUAAAGAUGCUGAACGCGUUACCAAAUUCAAACUUGAGGUGGAGGUGGAAUAUGAUAACCAUAAGGGGAUCUUUGUUUUUUGGGAUAAGGAUUGUAUCCCUUCUACUAAGUUGACUGCUCCGGAAAUAAGAGAAAUUAUGAAGAAGGCUGGAGAGGACAAUCCUAAGAUAUGGUCUACUCACCUCGAUGUUCUCUUGAAUAGACAAAUGGUCUUCCGUAUCAAGUAUCAAUCACAAUUCAGACGAUUCUCCAACGUGAAAAUACUCAACGAGGAUGGCCUUUACAAAAAGUUUGAUGACUACCUCACACCAGUUGAAGGAGCUAAUGAUGCUGUAAUGGAUGUGGAAACAGAGUCUCCAGCUCUUAUACCAAAUCAACUCACACAAACUUGCGAACCGUCAAUUGUUGCUGAACCAGAUUCGAUUGCUACGCAUACUGGGAGUCCUUCGGCAAGUUGCAGCAGUACUCCUGCCAAGAGGGAUAUUAUGUCAACCUCAAUUAACGACUUGAUUCAGUUUGAAGAACUCACUCCUAAACAAUCAGCCACUAAGGGCACCAAAGGAAAGAAGACCAAGCAAUUCAAAAAGGAUUAA
Molecule: messenger RNA, 1137 nt
Organism: Vicia villosa (hairy vetch)
Lineage: Eukaryota; Viridiplantae; Streptophyta; Magnoliopsida; Fabales; Fabaceae
Exons: 8
Coding region: 1-1137 (378 amino acids)
Source: RefSeq, a predicted model, not a curated record